AUGGAAGUCCUAGGAGAAACAAACGCCGAAGAGAAAUUCAAAUCCGUAACAAGGCUAAAAAGCGGCACGAAAGUAGGUAGAGACAAGGGAAGGAAACCACAAGUAAUGGUAAAGGGUGUAGAGAAAGGGUACACAAAAGAAAACUUUGUGGAGGAACUCUUCAAACAAAACAAAGGACUUUCCGAACGCAUACCAGCGGAGAACAAAAGCGAAAUCGAAGUAGCAAGCGUAAGACCAGCCAGGAACGAGUACAAAGAAAACUGGGUGCUGAGCCUGAAUGGCAAGGCUUUUAGAGAAUUGGUAAGGGCAAAAAGAGUAACAAUGGACCUAGAGAGCGUACGCGUGGACAUGUGGCCAAAUACUGCAAGGAACUGUGUGAAUUGCGAGAGGACGGGAAUUACAGAAGAGGAAAGAAAACAUAUGGCAUCGGAGAUGAAAUGUCCCUCUACAAGAUGGUCUGCUAGGGCUGAUGCUUGCGAGGCACUUUAUAAUAGUUACGACGCAUUUAAACAAGCAUUGGAGCAUAUUGUGAAAGAUGACACACAAACACCAAAAACCAAAGCUGAAGGAACAGGUAUACUUAAAAAAAUGUUCAACUUGGAAACUGGAAUUAUGUUGUCUUUUUGGAAUGAUUUACUAACUUAUUUUCAUAAAACCAGUAAAUCUUUACAAAAAGAAAAUAUGGAUAUAUUAACUGCUAUUAAUUUGUAUGAAUCUUUGAUUAAAUCUGUCACAAGUGUAACGUGCCAAUUGGCCGUUACAAUUAUUAAAAGCAAAUUAAUGUUGUCUUCAUAA
This is a messenger RNA of Brassicogethes aeneus, 795 nucleotides long. NCBI's taxonomy places the organism in Eukaryota, Metazoa, Arthropoda, Insecta, Coleoptera, Nitidulidae. The record is from the annotation of a GenBank genome assembly.